AUGGCUGUCGCCUGGGCCCACUGCACCUCGCUGGCUAUGUGCGUGUGGGGUCGGCUCAUCGACGGCGUUUGCGAAUCCAGUCCCCACACUAAAUCCGCUUCGGUCAAGAUCAGCCAGGAUGGCACGCAGCUCCGACGCCGAGCCGUCGAGGGACUCGUACACCACACUCCGAGUGGAAUCGUUCACGGAUACGUCGACAUCUCCCAGUUGACCACGGAACCACAUCUCGUCGAACACAAUGACCGAUCCAUUUGGGUCUCCAAGACCGUCUCGGGUCGAAUUCAGGCAUACGCUCCCUUCGACUCAACCAGUCCGGCCAAACGCAAUCUGGACGAUCCGGGAGAGGUCAACGGCGUCUACCUUUACUAUGACACCAUGGACACCCAAGGUGCCGACGACACCAAUCUGUCCGACAUCGCAAACCAGUUCGCGAAUCAGAUGGUCGACCAACAGCUCAGUUCGCUGUGCAUUACCAUCAUCAACAGCAACUAUCGCCAGGAGAUGAUUGGGACACUUGAUCUGUAUGGUAAAGAUGGGAGCGUGGAUGGAAACCGUUGCAAUACGCCCCAAUGA
This is a messenger RNA of Pseudozyma hubeiensis SY62, 573 nucleotides long. Its product is annotated as potential regulator of transcription factor. Bases 1 to 573 code for a protein of 190 amino acids. Lineage: Eukaryota; Fungi; Basidiomycota; Ustilaginomycetes; Ustilaginales; Ustilaginaceae. The transcript has 2 exons. The record is from RefSeq and is a predicted model, not a curated record.